Molecule: messenger RNA, 780 nt
Organism: Hordeum vulgare subsp. vulgare (domesticated barley)
Lineage: Eukaryota; Viridiplantae; Streptophyta; Magnoliopsida; Poales; Poaceae
Product: agamous-like MADS-box protein AGL61
Exons: 1
Coding region: 1-780 (259 amino acids)
Biological process (GO): positive regulation of transcription by RNA polymerase II
Molecular function (GO): DNA-binding transcription factor activity, RNA polymerase II-specific; protein dimerization activity; RNA polymerase II cis-regulatory region sequence-specific DNA binding
Source: RefSeq, a predicted model, not a curated record
AUGUCGAUGGCGCCGAAGCGGAAGCUUAGCAUGGGGCGGCAGAAGAUCGAGAUCCGGCGGAUCGAGAGCGAGGAGGCGCGGCAGGUGUGCUUCUCCAAGCGCCGGGCGGGGCUGUUCAAGAAGGUGAGCGAGCUGGCCGUGCUCUGCGGCGCCGAGGUGGCCGCCGUCGUCUUCUCCCCGGCCGGCAAGGCCUUCUCCUUCGGCCACCCCUCCGUCGAGGCCAUCCUCGACCGCUUCCUCCCCUCCGCGGCGCAGGUCGGGCCGGCGGCGGGCUGCGCGGGCCUCGGCGCCGCCGGCGACCGCAACCUGGCCGAGCUGAACCGGCAGUACGGCCAGCUGCGCGAGCAGCUGGAGGCGGAGAAGGCGCGGAAGGAGCGCGCGGAGGUGGCCAUGGAGAAGGAGCGCGCCACGGGGAGCCCCGUGGCGGCGUGGCUCGACGCCGACCUGCGCGACCUGGGCGAGGAGGAGCUGAUGGCCUUCGCCGCCGCGCUGGUGGACGUGCAGGCCGCCGUCUCCGCCCGCGCCAACCAGGUGCUCCAGGAGGCGCUGGACGUCGGCCGCGCCAGGAGCGCCAGCCGCAUGCUCAUGGCGGCCCCGCAGCAGCAGCAGCAGCUCGCCGGCGGCGGUGGCUUUGAGUUCGGUAGCUGCAGCGUGAACUCCAGGAAUGAGAUGGAGAUGCAGCAGAUGUUGAUGGCCAUGCCGCCACCGCCGGAGUUCGCCGCUGCCGGAAUGGAGAUGGUGCAACAGGGGCUCGGCCCGAACGCCGGCUUCCCCUACUGA